CGCACCGCAUCCAGUUUGGAUACCACAGUUGCGCUUGUAUGAUCUCAUUGGAUUAGUAAUGUUACCUUUUCAAUGAAUUUUCGAUCUUAUUUCAAUAGGAUAUAGAAGUAUAUUUGUUUGGCUAGAUUUUUAAUUGUUAGUAUCCUACUGUGGUAGCACCUAUGCCUGGUUAUUGCUUACAAUUGUCUGUAAUCUUAGAUUAUUUUGUGUUUUCGUUAAUUCCUUACAAAUCUAGGCCGUCUCGUCUUGUUAACAUAGCGCUCUAUUGAAUUGUGUGUGAUCUAAUUUAUAUCUGUGUUUCGCAAAUAAAACUGUCAGUCAACGUUAGGUUGUGGUUAAUGAGUAAACGAAGCGCUACUAUUUAUGUGAUAUGAAACCAAUCAAUCAAAGACUUCCCAGAUUGGAUUAAUCAAAAGAUGAAUACAGUGUCUAUAAUUCUAACUACUGUUGUGUGUGUCAAUUGAAAACAAACCAUACCGCUUUGGAAUAAGCCUUCAAAUUGCUAGCUCAAGUCACUCAUCUGUUUUUUAUAUACCUACCUAAGUAUUUAGGCACGAUUUAAUAUUAUAACUCAAACUGAAAUAUUAGCACAAUGAGUUUGUAUAAUUGGAUAUCUUUUGAUCGUAAUGAUUGCACUGGUAAUCAGUGGACAGAUAGGUAGGUGUGUGCUAUGCUGAUUACAUUACUUCAAGAUAAAAAAAAACGUCUUAUUUUGCGCUUGCAUUUGUGUGAUUAGUAGAAAGCUGCUGAUAUUAUUUACUUUGAUCCAUACACUUUAAAGUUUUUUUAACAACAUCUUCUGUUUUCCAAAUUGCGUGACAAACUACUCGACUGAUUUAGUAACUGGUGCAGAGAGUAUGCUAUUUGCAUAUUUUGAACUCAAACACAAUGUCAAAACAGAACUUAGACAAUGAUGCUUCCUCUGAAUGAAGUCCAUAUAAAGAUUGUGUGCGAAAGAUCGGUUUUAGCAAUAAGGCCGCCCAUUGUGGCUGUUUGUCUUCGAAAACAAAUUUCCACGGCCAAGAAUGUAAUACUUGUGUUACGGAGGGCUCCUCAAACAUUUAAUUCACAUCCACAAAUACAUCCACACCCAGGACAAGCAUUCGUGGAUCAUACAAAUAAUUGUCCUAAACGGGGAUCGAAUCCGCGACACGUUGCAUACAGUGGUUACCCUAACAACUCGGUCAUUUAGCUAUUUGUCUUUAUCGAAUCAUGAAUUUAUGUGGUGUGCUGUAUAGAAUAUCCUAUCUAUCUGUGUAACCAUAAUCUUUUGUCAGAUCAUACAAAUAAAUUUGAACUAAUCGACAUUCACGUUCAUGCACUUAGUUCAUCGCUGUUAAGGGACUUUUCAUACUGAUAUUUACAGCUCUAUUCAGCUCAUGUCCAUAGAAAACAAAGAUCUUUGAUGAAGAUAUAUACACUUCGAAUCAGCUAGAACAUACGACCCGUACGCUGAAUAGAGCUGAGAAAAUAUGGCGAACAACAAUCAGCGAAUGGAAAUGUCUGCAGUAGAAAUACAGCAAGAGUAUUAUGAAGCGAUUGGGGAUGCUGAUUGGGAGCUAUAUAAAAGGGCAGAUAGAAAAUAUCUUUUACAAAAGGUAGCAGUCGCGAUUUGUGGGCCACCAACCAAGGAAGGCAAUCUUGUGGACGGCGUGGAAGAAGUAAAUGGUCGACUGACACUCCAAGGUUACGAGAAACGUGAUGAAGAAACAUGUCUAAACGUAUUCAACAAGAUAUUAGAUCAAGCCAAAUAUUCAUUCAAUGGUCAAAACUUGGUAAUAUCUGUUCUACGGAUAGUAUGUGUUAUUCCAAGCCAAGAAGUACCAAUAUGGAAAAUUACUCCAAAAGACUAUUGGUUGAAUCUACAUAAGAAGAAAGGAGAUUCAGUUCACAUUUUAGUAUUUCACGUGUUCAGCGUAAGGAAGUGCAUUUCUAUGAAACCUGAAGUGAAAGGUUGUAGAGUAUACAUAGAUCAUGACGGAAGGGUCUAUGAAAAUUGGACGGCUUAUUUAUCAGAGAACAAGCUGCCGAAAUGUGUCAUGGUGGUCCCCCAAAAUGGAGAAUAUUCCGGUGUCAUAAAAGCGGGUGAAGAAAUACCUCAUGUGCAGCUUUCUGUGAUUGCGUCGCCAGAACUGGGUCCCAAGGCGGUGAUUAUUAACACUGCUGAUAAUUUGAGUACAGUGGCCAACAUUGGUGCUCUAGUCAGUAUUGUGGGAUCUGUGUUCGCUGCCCCCGCUGUAGCUCCUGUGAUGGUUACCGGGGCUAUAGGCGUUGGGGUUGUGACUGGAGUGUAUGGUAUAGCUCGAUCGAUCACGAAUUUGGUUGAUAGAGCUCAACAUGAUCAGACUAUUUACUUGUCGAAUUCAGAAGCUCGUUCAAGCUGGAUUAAUAUACUGGUAUCGUCAGUUGGCUUAUCCUUUGCCACGGCUGGGAAAUUAUUGACCUGGGUGGCUUCGUCAGGCAGGAACGUUAAGAUUCUUAUGUGUGCAUUGGACUUUUUGAAGUUUACUAAUCUUGCUACUGGGAUCAUUGGAGUAGCGAAUGGAUUGGGCGACAUGAUAUACAACUACGUCAAAUAUGGUGAAACUCCGACAAGAACAGAACUUUUCCAAUUCACGACGUCUGCCUUGUUCCUUGGCAUUGGAGUGAUGUCAAAUCAAACAGCGCAAGAAAUUGUGCAAGACGCACAAGCUAACAAAAUAAAUGAGAUCAGAGAUUCACUAGCGAGCAACAACAAAAGGAAAAUAUUCGACAAAGUAACAGCUGAAACUCGCAGAGUCAAGGGCACCAUUGAAGGCAACACAGAAGUCAUAAGGGCUCUUAAAAAAAUUGAAAACAAGGAUGACUUCUUUGGUAAACUAAGAAGAGUUAAUAAGUCGGUAAAUAAGAACAAAGUGAGGAUAUCACUGUCAGCAGAUGGAAAAGUGAUGGUGAACAACCAACACACAGUAUCUCUUUCAAAGAUAUACCAUAUGGGAGAGGAAGGUCGAAACCAACUUUUUGCUAAAUAUGGACCCGCAAAGGUAACAACAAAAAACGCUCCCACAAGAAUUUAUUCGUCGCGCACUGUAGGCGGCAACUCCAGCGUUACUGUCAAAGAGUUGGCAUGUUCCAUCCGACCAGAAGAAAUUAUGAAAAUUACAGCAUUUUUAAUUCAUUUGAGUAAGGCGGACCAAGAUGUUAUUUUAGAGUUACUUUCUAACAUAAGUGAAGUUUUGCAUGAUGGUUUUUUACUUCUGUGUGCAGAACUUAUCGCCUGUCUUGCACCAGCAGAAAUUGAAUACAUAGACUCAGUUUUUCCUGACUGGAAAGUAAGAGUUGUGUUAUUUGUUUUUCAAUACUUGAAAUCAAAGCUUCACUACGAUGAAGAAGACAGUGAGUUCAUGUCCAUACUUAAACAGUACAUACGUGAAGGCAGAAUAAGCAGAGAAAAGUUACUAAGACUGAAGGAAAAGUUAAUCAACUUUUUCUCUGAAUUAAAGAAAAGCGAUAGCUUAAAAAACAUGUAUUCUAAUGUUAAUGACAUUCUGAGGAAAAAUCUUAUGAACUUCAAAAUUCUGCGGUCUGAGCAAAAUCUACAUCUGGGACCUCACGUCAUAUUGAUUAAACAAGACACGCUUGAUAAUUUCGGAACAAGACUAGCACACUUGUCCCAAGAAAAAUGUGAUUUAUUUAUAGAAUUGUGUUUCUCAAUAAUAUCAGCUUUGAGCAAGGACCAAGUGUUACGAUUGAGGUUUUUGAACCCAGACGAGGAUGUAGUUAUGAAGGUGUCGCAAUUUUUGCUUGAAAAGUUCGAAUAUUACAUGGCAUGCAGAGAAAAGAUCGAUAAUAUCCUUAUCGAUUUGGCGAAGUAUGAUUUAAAUGCAUGGUGUUACCGCCAGCACGUCAGGGGACAUUACACAUGUAGCAAAUGCAAAGGUAUUACAUACUGUCAGACAUGAAAAGCGAUUUAAAUUAUUAUGUAUUUCUGUUCUAUUUGGUAAUGACCAGCCUUAAACAAUUUGUUUUUGUUCAGUCUUAAGCAUUUUAUAAUAUAUUUUAUCCUUUAUAUUAUAUCUAGUUAUAAGUCAAGCAGUAGGUUAGGUAUUACGUAGAUAUUAUAUUAUGACGUCGAUAAUCGUAUCAAAAUGUAUAAUUAUUUCAUAUUGUAAUCAUUUACUGUUACAUGUACACAUUAUAACUUGGCUGGCGUACUCCCGUGCCCCUAGAUAAAUUUACAAGUUUUUAUACUUUUUUCAUAUAUUUAUAAGCAGUAAAGGUGCUAUCAGUUAAUUACUAUGAUAAGGCUUGAAAAAAAACACAUUUGUAAUUUUUUGAUACAAUAAAGAUUAUGGCAAUAUUUACUAACAUAUAAAA
Molecule: messenger RNA, 4356 nt
Organism: Trichoplusia ni (cabbage looper)
Lineage: Eukaryota; Metazoa; Arthropoda; Insecta; Lepidoptera; Noctuidae
Exons: 11
Coding region: 1473-3941 (822 amino acids)
Source: RefSeq, a predicted model, not a curated record